AAGUGAAGAAUGAAAAAAAAUAUUUUAUUCAAAAAAAUAAUAAAAUAUAAAAAUAUUAUUCGUCCACUUAUUUUUAUUUUGAAUACAGUGUUGUAUUUUUCAAUGUUCAAUAACAAAACUUAAACUUUCAGUUUCACAUUUUUUUUCUUCGAAUGAAGAAAAAUUUUGACCUGGAUUUGGCUCCAUAGGGGUGCCCCCCUUUUUCAAUGCACAGUUCGCACAACAUUGCAUUAAGACCGGGACCAACGCAAUUAAUUACUUUCAUCUUUAAUUCUUUCAGAAAGUAAAGAUGCAGUACGACUUAUCCUCACACAUUUGCAAUUUGCUUCAAUUGCUUUGUGUCAUGGUGAGGUUUGGCUGAUCACAAAAUGUCUAGUUUACUUCUAAUUUUCCCACAACAGCCCUGGCUAGGACCGUCACCAGAGUAGUAUAAGACAAGUAUUUCAAUCGGCACUGGCAGUGAAAAGAAGCACCAACUAGACUUAUUUUUUUGACUAGUAAACCAUAUUUAAUGUCAUACAAGCCUACAUGUUGUUCUACACACACAAGUGUUUGUUUAGUGUUACCAUUUUUAAAUUGUGUGUUACUGGCUCUAUGCAAAGCAAAGUUCUCUGCAUUUUGCUUAUGUGUUCAUUUCGUUCCAGGAAAUGGUAAGUGUGCUUUGGAAUUUGCGAAAUGGCCAUGAUGUAUAUAGCUUGCAGGGAGUAUUUAAAAAAAUAAAUUGUUCUGUUGUGCUUUGAAUGGCCUAAUUAAUGUUUGGACAAAGUCUGCUAUGUUCAAAUAGUAAACAUCCAUAGAAGGUUAUGUAGUCUUUCUUUAAGGGCAGGCAGAUAUUUAUUAUUUCUAUAUGGCCCAGAGCUUUCAUGUCUGUAGUGUCCUUGCAGGUUUAAUCAAUAGUUUCUGUCUUGCAUAAUGUUGCUUUGCUUUCCCUGUCCUCAAAGAAAAGCACUGUGGGACUACAAGAAAUACAACUUGAGCCUCGCUGUGCACACUGACAGACAUUUGCACCUUGCUCCUACCCUUCGUUUGGAGCCCAGUGCAACAUUCCCCCUGGCCAACAACACCAGAGGGACCCAUUUCCUAUUUGGACCUGUGGCUGGUGCUGCUGCAGUGACAUCUUUCCGAUUGGCUCAGAUUGAGACUCGUGUGCAGAUUGCUCUCCAGCAGCUUGCUACACUAGCGACCAUCACCAUUGGCAACCAGUGUCACAACGACAACGGAUUGGCACUGCCGCCUCACCUGGCCCUCCUGAGUCUUCUCAAUAGACGGCAGGUUUCAUCAGUUGGGUUUAACGUGAGCACAAACGGAAAAACAUACAGAAACUCAAGUCUUUCUGCUGCCAUGUAUCACCAGCACUCGCAACAACAAGGGACACCGCCUUUCUCUAGUGGACUGAGACCUCCUCUUCAUCAGCAACCCCCAAAUCAGAAUCAGAGUCGUCCUCCCUCGAAUAUGCUGUCGCCGGUGAUGGGUUUCCCGUUUCCUCGUCCUACACAGCUUCCUGAUGAGCUGGAGUCUGCCCUGGCUAUCCGGGGUGCUAGAGAUGUGGAUCACCGCCACAUUGACCAUAUGAACCAUCCGAACCAACACCAGAACCAAGGCUCUGCUUCUGGGAUCAGUCAACACGGAAGUUUCAGUUCUAACCCAAUGACACUCUCCUCGGAUAAUCAGUCUGGUCACCAGCCAGGAGUAGACUGGUCAAGCUACCAACCUCCAACUAAACUAUUUGCGGGUCCUCCGCCCAGUGCUAGCCAUCAGUCCCAAAGACAACAGGGGCCUCAACAGCAGCCACAGAGCAGCCUUGCUGGAACAAGCAUCCCAAGCUGGACAGCCCCAGUAAGUGACUCACCAUCCCCCCAAGCACGACAUCCCAAUGCUGGCGGAAGUGGUGGCAGUGGGGAUGGUCAUGCUUUGUACACACCAGAGAGUGCGGGAAGCAUCCUGGCUAGCUUUGGACUCUCAAAUGAGGACUUAGAAGUGCUGAGUCACUACCCUGACGAUCAGCUGACCCCAGAUACUUUACCAUUCAUACUUCGUGACAUCCAAAUCAACAAGUCGGGCAACCAGAAAACUGUGGCCUCUACGUCGUCAUUGUCCUUCUCGCGCAGUGUUCACGAUAUGCCGCUGCCUCCUUCCCGCUCGCCCUUGAAACGUUCACGCUCACCAGAAGUACCCAGCCUUCUUACUGUUACACAGACUGCAGGUAAAGUCAUUGACUAUGGUCAUGCCAGUAGGGCAAAGGCAGAGACUGGUACCAGAGAAAUAUUCAAGAGAGAACGCCUCUCUAAUGAAAGGACAGUCAAAAUGUUUCCGUCCUCGUCAGCUCCAAAGUUGGAGAAAGUGGCAAGGCGGCAAGUUCGUCUGGAACACAAUGAUUCGAGUAAGCACGGAGACCGGGACUAUCGCAGGACGAGUAGCGACCAUCGCAAGAGCACUCGGUCACCUGGGAGAGAAUUUCCACGGUCAUCCAAAUCUCGUAAUCUGGACCGGGACUACAGGCGCGACGCACCCAAACCUAGGCCCCCAUCUGAAGCCAAGAGCGAAGCAUCCUCGAGACGGUCUCUGUCCUCUUCGUCUGGCUCAAGACCACGCGUCAGCAGCAAAAAGUUACCGACCCCCACCAUGAUAAGCGAUUUCUCAGCUGUGUCGCCAAAGGUGUAUCCGCAUACCUGCUCCCUGUGCCACGCACAGUGUGAUCAGGAAAAGGACUGGGUUGACCAUGUUAACACCGUCAACCACACGGCUGCCUGCAGAGACCUGCGCAACAAGUACCCUGGCUGGAAACCAUAUCUACCAAGUCGGAGCGGACCAUUUGGCAGCCGGGCUCCGUGGGACCCCAAGACCCACUCUCCAUCCCACUCUUUGUCUCGCUCGCUCUCUGGUUCUCGCACCCCGAGUCCUCCUCUAGGCAGAAAAGUGGCCCCCCGUCCCCAUAGGGCGAACAAGGGCCCCUUCUCACCUCACAAUCAGGCCCGUCUGCAAUACUACAAAGAGUGUCUUCCUCCAAGGGGCGUGAAGCGUCCUCACGAGGAUUUCAACAAGUUCUCGCCUGGAGCCGGCCAACAUCCACCCUCCUCUAAGGCGGGUUGUAGCUCCAAACAUGGACCACUGCAGACCUUCACCAAAACGGGGAAGAAUGGGACGAAGACCGGAACCAAGGCAUCCAAGUCGUCUGCCAAAGUUCCACCAGCCAAGAGGAAGAAGAAAAUGGUUCCUCCCGCCUCCCAGGACUCGUUUGUUGCAAAUCGUCUGGUGUAUCUGACAGGCAUCCCGAAGGACGCGUCCGAGCAGGAUGUCACCGACUUGGUGGGGUCCUUCGGCAAGAUCAACAAUGUGAUUCUCAUGGCGUGCUCGGAGGAGGAGAGGCAGACCGGGGAAGGACAAAAGGCAUCUGUGUGCAUGGUGAAGGCGGAAUGCGCCCUGACUUUGGCCAGCUCCACAACUCUCUCCAUCAGAGGCCAACAGAUCACUGCUUCAAUCGCAAAGAAAACUGAAGCAGGCCCGUCUUUGGACACGACCAACAGCAAACCGCCGCCAGCGCAGGACAAAGGGGACGCUGAGGAAGACUCUGGUAGCAAGACGAAGAUCUGUGAGGCUGCGACACCUGGCGACAAAAUAAUAGGCGAGGCCCACCAGAAGACGUGUGAUGAGAGCAUGGUGCUGAUCUCGGGGCUUCCUGCGAGCGGCUGGGCGGAGAGCGACAUCCUCCAGCUGGUCCAGACCUUCGGAACUCCCUUGGACGUCAUCACGGCAACACAAAUGGGAAAGGUCCUUGUGUCAGUGGCAGACAUGGAGAUUGCUCAAGAGAUGGUGAAAGUUAACGCCUCCAGGCCUGCAAAGAUUGAAGACAGUGAGCUGAAGAUGACUCAUCUCAGGCCGCGCGUUGGUCUCAACACCCCGGUGGCUCUCUACAACCUGCUGAUGGGAUCACUGGACCCAUUAGAGAGUUCUUCUGCAGUCGGCUGGAGCUCCCUGUUGGUGAUCAGUAAUGUUCCCAACACGCCGUCUGGCCCCGCCGAGGUCCAGAAACUGGUGCGACGCUUUGGUACUGUCAUGAAGACGCUAGAGCUAAACAAUACGGUCAUUUGUGAGAUGGCGACUGCAGCUAUGGCCUUGUCUGUGUACAAACGCUUCCAGAAGUUUCCAUGCAUCAUCCAUAACAACCCGCUGUUCUUCUCCCGCAAGCCUGACCCCAAGGCCACCAUACAGACCAAAGUCAUCCCGGCAUCCCUGGAGCCAGCCGAGGGACCCCCUGCAGCUGGCAAAGGCAGCCAAGCAGCAGCAGCAGCUGCAGACAAAGAGACAACACAUACAGAUAAUUCAGAAUCUCCAUUGGCGGGGAUUGGAGCGGAUGCAAAGCUGCAUAGCACUGACGAGGUGGUUGGUGAAGACCAAGCUUUGAAAGCAAACAGGAGCCAAGAUGAGGACAUGCAAAAAGACAUGCUCACUGUUGCUGCUUCUGACUCGUUGGCUACACCACAAACCCAACCAGAAGCAGAUCUGGAGACACACCUGAGGGAAAGAUCAGAUGUUGAAACUGUUCUGGAGACAGUGGAGGAGACCAAAGGUGUUGAUAACCAGACAGCUGCUGGUGAAGAGACAAAGACUUGUAGUUCUGAAGGCGAAGCGGCUUCCCAGGAGGCGGCCAUGCCAGAGCUCCCCAAGGUUACACAGGAGAUGGUGAAUGCACUUCUUGUGGAGUGCAGAACCAGAACCGUGGGCCCAGCAGCUCCCACCAACAGGGGACAAGGUGGGACACCGACGGAGACAGAGCAGAGUAACAAAGCAACUGAGGAGACCAAAGUGCUGGCCAAGGACCACACAGAGGACCACUUGAAGAAGGAGCUAAAAGAGAAGGGGACACGGAAGGAGAAGGAGGCCAGGGACCGAGAGAGGAGGGAAAAGGAGAGGCGGAACUGUGAGAAGGAGCGAACCAGGCGAGAGAGGGAGCACAAUGAAAAGGCCAGAAGGGACAAGGAGGAGAGGCGAGAAAGAGAGUGGCGGGAGAGGAAGAGAGCCUACAGUGAAGCUCGGUCAGGGUCACGGUCAUUCUCCUGGUCAGAGGAACACAAGCAGAGCUCCUGGAGUGAUGGACAGUACAACAACACUGAAGCAGAGGCUGAAAUGGUGGACGAGGAGUUUGAUGGCUUCCCAUUCAACUUAAGUGACUUUGUGACGGUAGAUGAAGUUGGAGAUGUGAACGACCUUCCUUCCGCUACUUUCCCCUCUGUUCCCAUGGAAACCGCUGAGGGAGGGGAGGAUGCUCCUACAUCCGUCCAACAGAAAACUCCAGGGGUCACGCCCAUGGAGGUUUCCACGGAAACAUCAGUGUUGGAUGUCCCAGCACCCCUGGUGACGGGUGAUGUGACGUCAGAUGUUUGUGAGUCGGGGGAGACUCCAGCCAGCCCAACAUCUGCACCAACAUAUCCACCAGAAGGGCCGGAGACCACACCUCCGAUAGAAAUGUGUGUCAUCAUUCUGGACUCCACCACUGAAGUUGAACCUGCAGCGUCCGCUGAAGCCUCCACUAACAGCCCAGAAGUAGUGGUGGCUUCCCAGAGGGAGAACGGGGAGAAUCCACUCAGCCACAAUCACACUACAAUGGAGCACACAGCGUUUGACAAAACAGAGGAAGAGGAGAAGAAGCAGGACCAAAAUACAGUGGACAAUGGAACGCAUGCGCAGUUUGAAGCUUCCAGCACACAGGAGGCUGUGCACAAGAAGUUCCCAACAGCCCACUCCCUCCCUCCUUUUAACCCCAGCAGCCCAGUUGGUUUGGAGUACCUGGUCCCAAAGACGGGUUUCUUCUGUAAAGUAUGUAAUAGGUUCUUCACUGGAGCCAAAGAGGCAGAGAGAAACCACUGCAAGACCCUCAAACACUAUGAGAACCUCCAGAAAUACUUGAAGACCACGGACCUUGCGGAUGUGUCGGUCAAACCGGACUCCAUCUGAAGAUCCUGACUGAAUUUACCAUUCCCCUCUUGUUGUGUUGUCUCAUCAUUUCUACAAAGGGUCCAAAUUCUCACGUUGAUGUAGAUUAGUCUUAUGUCUUUGAAUAUCUGCUACAGAUCUUUUCAUGUGCAACUAACAUAAAAUGAGUAGAAACUGUGAGCGAGUUGUCUGUAAGGACUGUGCACGUCAAUAAACCAUUUGACUAGA
Pungitius pungitius (ninespine stickleback) is the source of this 6159-nucleotide messenger RNA. RefSeq names its product zinc finger protein 638-like. Bases 913 to 5952 code for a protein of 1679 amino acids. The record is from RefSeq and is a predicted model, not a curated record. Gene Ontology annotation, molecular function: zinc ion binding; RNA binding. The transcript is spliced from 24 exons. Gene Ontology annotation, cellular component: nucleus. NCBI's taxonomy places the organism in Eukaryota, Metazoa, Chordata, Actinopteri, Perciformes, Gasterosteidae.